Molecule: messenger RNA, 4136 nt
Organism: Myxocyprinus asiaticus (Chinese sucker)
Lineage: Eukaryota; Metazoa; Chordata; Actinopteri; Cypriniformes; Catostomidae
Exons: 4
Coding region: 3148-3972 (274 amino acids)
Source: RefSeq, a predicted model, not a curated record
AUAAUUACCAAUUAUUUCUGAUAGUAACACUGAUCUAAACAACCAGUAACUGAAAACAUGUUCAUCAUAGAACAGAUGCAUUUAAGUAAUUGGUUUAAUUUUUGACCAGUAAUUUUUUUUUUUUUUUUUUUUUUUUUUUGUGAAUUGCAUUUGUAAUGCUUUUUUUUAAUACAUAAAUAGAUCUGGGGGAAAAAAUUAGCAUUGCGCCAUUGACCAUCACAUGGUAGUGGGUUACCAUUUCAUUGGGGAACUAUUAAAUAUGACAAAUGAGUCAGCAGUAUAGAUAGAAUGGAUGAUACUAUAAUUUUUAUGACCAAGAGACACUCUAGUAAGAUUCAAGGAUUGCUUGCCUCUUUCACGCUCAUUUGUCUUUAUUGUCUUUAUGCCAGUGUAUUACUCUGACAUGCUGACAAUUUCUUCUGUCACACUGAAUUAUAUGAUCUUGGGUGUCUGCAAGGAAUCUUCCAACUACCAUAUUUAUGUUUAACUUACAACUGACUUGGUAACAGUGUUACCCAUCAGUGUAUGGUAAGUGCUCUUCGUUUGGCAUUGGUUGCUCUGUCAUAAAUUAUUAGACUGGUUUAACUGUUUACCAUUUUCUGUUGAUGAAACGAAGGUUGAAUUGAAUUUGAUACCUGUCAGCAUGCUGUACAGAUUUUAUACUUUUUCUUUUUAUGUUUGUGAUUUAGUGUUGGUUGAGCAAAUGCAACUUUGACUUAUUGUGGGCCCUCUGAUGUCCCUAACAUGGCACUUACUGAAGAUUUUUAUUUUUAGUAGAAGUGUGUCAUUUCUGUGCCACUAAAUAAUUGCUGUUUUCAAACAGAUUCCAGAAAACUGUCCCUGUCUUCCAUGGAUCUAGUCCCCAAACUCACACCACUGGUUGAGGCAAUAUUUCUGUUUUAGGCUGGACAACCAUUUAAACAAACAAAGCAUUGUUUUGAAAGCACCCCAGUGUUGCACUUUUAGGUGAAAUCAACCUGCAAAUGACACUUAUUUGACUGCAUUAAGGUGGAAUGCAAUAAAUUAUUUUAACAUUGAAAAAAAUUACACUAACUCACUCACUAACACAUUUUUAGACUCAAUCUAUGAAGACGUGUAAAAAGAUCCCCUCUCUGUUUUUUUUUGUGUCUCUGGCAUUGAGACUGCGCUUCAACAGAUGUCUUAACUUGUAAAGUGUAUGCGAGCAGACUGAGAUGAUAAGUGCUUCAUGUAGAGCUUACAGCUAAGUGUUUUGUGUCCUGCUGUAAUGCUCUGUGUGUGUUUGUAUUAUAGAAAGAAUGAGAGAAGUAGAGCAAGGAACCAAAAAAACAAAAUACUGUAACGGACACUUUGAUGUUCCAUUUCAGUGGGGAGGGGGUGUUUUUGGACGAGACCAUUUAGAACCAUUUUGUUUGCACUGUAUGCAUGCUUGUGAUAGAGUGCCAGGAAAUAACAUGAAGACAAGGUUGAUAGAGCAUCCUGUGGAGAGUGAAGUUAUGUGUAUAUGUGAUUCUGUGUGACAAAUGGGGAAGGCAGUUGCUUUUAGCAUCAUUUCAUAUUAAUCUAUCAGCCACUGCAAGCAAAAGCACUUAGAACAAAGUUUAUUUUGCCUCACCCUACUUGUUACAUGAUGCUAUAGUGAUGAGCAUGACUCCACUCCCUCCUUUGGGCAAGUUCUUUGAGUUUAUUCAUAAUACGGAGGCAAACAUGAUCAAGGAGCAGUGGUGUAAAGUAUUUGAGUAAAUGUACUUUGUUACUGUACUUAAGUAUUUUUUGGCUACUUUGUACUUGUACUGAGUAUCAAAAAUAUAAGCAACUUUUACUCUCUACUCGACUACAUUUUUGAUUGAAUAUAUGUACUCUUUACUCCACUACAUUUGAACUGACACUUACCGUUACUCGUUACAUUGUGAUUGUGCACGACAAGUCGGCAACUUUAUCUGCAGUGGCUUAUUUCUUGGGCGGAAGAGGCGAUAUCACCAUCUGCAGGGUAUUGAAGGUACUGGAUGCUAUUUGCCUAUAUGCGCUAAAUGAGGCUACUCCACGUGAACGUGAAUUAGCAGCUUGCCAAAUGCCAGGUGUUUCACAUAAAUUAGCGACAUGGCUACAGCCACUGAUGAAGCCGAAGCCAGCACAUCAUGCAGUGCCAGCACUGACGACCAUCCAUGGCCUUAUUUGAAAGAAAUGUUUUCAGUUGCCAGUGUACAGAAUGACUCUUACAGGAUGCAGUGUCUACUAUGUUUGCCACGUACCACGAAAAUAAGUGCUUUUAAGAAUUCAUCGUCAAAUUUGAGGAAACACAUUGAGAGAAAACAUCCUAAUCACUUGAAAAACUACUCAGACCUGACCUCGAUCGGUCAGAAGACAAAAAUAUGGAGCCCCUAACGAAACAACUCUAAAUGGGAGAGACCAAGAUCAUUUCUCAAGCAACCGUUGAUAAAGCUGUACUGCGAUUCAUUGUAUACAGUCUCCAACCUUUUAGCGUGGUUGAAAAAGAUGAAUUUAAGGGCCUGAUUCAUGACUUGCAGCCUAACUCUACUGUACGAUCAAGAUCAACCAUCUGUGCCAAGAUAGAGGAAGCUGCAGGAGGAAUGAAGAAAAGUGUAACAGAAGCCAUGAGUGGGGUGGAAUACAUCUGUACAACCACUGAUUGCUGGAGUUCAAGGCGGUGCAGCUUUAUAGGUAUGACAGCGCACUGGAUUGACCCAGACAAUCUACAACGAUGCUCUGCAGCACUUGCCUGUCGACAAUUAAAGUGACAUACACACUGAAUUUGAGAUCCAUGAAAAAGUUGUCUGUAUAACAACAGACAAUGGAUCAAAUUUUUUGAAAGCCUUUCGUGUCUAUGGAGGUGUGAACAUACACGGCAACAACACAGAAAGUGCAACAGCAACCCCAUCAGAAGAUGAGGAUGAAUCUGACACUCAAGAUGAGGAGAAAUGUGAGGAGAUUGAAUAUGUUGAGGUUGCUGAAAUUCUAGCCAAGGAUGAUCUUGAAUUUCAUUUGCCCAAGAAUCAACGUUGAGCUUGCCAUCUUCUGAAUCUGGUUUCCACCGUGGAUGUUGACACUGCUCAAUCGGAUGAAACAUACAAAAGGUUAUCAAGAUCAUCCUUCUCCAAAUGUUGGGCCUUGUGGAACAAGAGUGGCCGGUCCAACAAAGCUGCAGAGAUGAUGGAAGAGGAAUGUAGUAUGCAGUUAAUUCGUCCAAAUGCCACACGAUGGAACUCUUUGUUUCUUUCAGUGGAGAGGAUCCUGAAGAUCAUGAAGGAAAAGGGAGAUAGUGCUUUCCGGAAUCUCUGUGCGGAAUUCAAAAUCCCUAUGUUCACUCCUGCAGAAAAGGUUUUUCUUGGGGAAUAUGUCACAGCUAUGGCCCCUGUUGCCAAAGCGAUUAAUAUCUUGCAGGGAGAAACCAAUGUGCACAUGGGCUGGCUUGUACCAACACUCAAUGUCAUGGUUUCCAAACUAAAACGAGCCAAGAUAUCCAUGAAACUCUGCAAGAGCCUGGUAGAUGCAAUCCUUGCAGGUGUGAACAAGUGCUUCGGUGACAUGCUCAAUGAUCCUGAGCUGAUUGCGGCUGCAAUCCUGCUUCCAAAGUUUAAAACUUAUUGGACAACUGAUGCUGCCAUCCUCAAACUCGGCCUUGACUACAUAAAGGGAAAUAUGGAGGAGAACUGUCAGCUUACAAGUGAUUCCACUUUAUCAGAGGAAGAGUAUUUCUUCAAGCCAUUGAAGUCAUCCCAGGCACAACAAGGCCCAGCAGUGCUUGAUGGCUAUCUGACGUGUGCUGGUGACGACAUGGGUGUCCUGAAAACCUUCCCACCUCUAUUGAAGUUGUCAUUAAGGCUCAACACUCCCCUACCUGCAUCUGCUGCUUGCGAGCGACUUUUUAGCAGUGCUGGCCUCAUUUUCAGUCCAAAAAGAGCUAGAAUAAGUUCCAAGAACUUUGAGAACCAGCUUUUGUUGAAGUUGAAUAAAAAUAUUGCCCCCCUCUGAGACUGAGAGGUACAUCAAAGUCAGCUGUGAAUAUUUGAUUUUACUUUUUUUAUUUGAUUUGUCCAUUGUAUACUGAAAAGACCUUUUUGAAAAAUUUUUUUACUUAUGCCUUUUUUGAACACUUGAGUUUGACUGAGACUGACUUGUUUGAUCUGUGUUUUAUU